Nothobranchius furzeri (turquoise killifish) is the source of this 4912-nucleotide messenger RNA. It is a transcript of the gene mxd1, whose product is annotated as MAX dimerization protein 1. NCBI's taxonomy places the organism in Eukaryota, Metazoa, Chordata, Actinopteri, Cyprinodontiformes, Nothobranchiidae. Gene Ontology annotation, biological process: regulation of transcription by RNA polymerase II. Gene Ontology annotation, molecular function: RNA polymerase II cis-regulatory region sequence-specific DNA binding; protein dimerization activity; DNA-binding transcription factor activity, RNA polymerase II-specific. The record is from RefSeq and is a predicted model, not a curated record.
UAAAUUCUAUUCAGAUAGAUUCCUGCAUAAAACCUACUAUGGUGGGCGUGUUGGACUCGUAACACUGCGUAAGCUCCGUCCACCCGGUGCGCUGGUACGUGCGUUGAUAUUUCAGUCUAGAUGUUUUCACAGAGUAACAAGUUAAUGUGUGUGUAUGUGUGUAAUAAAGUUUCUAUUAAAAAGUUCGUGAAAGUGCGCUUGCGCGCACAUUGCAGGUUGUGAUAGGAAAAGUAAAGGGACUAUCAAACCAAUCGUAGAAGGAAGAAGUGAGGCAAACAACACCACGAGAGCCAAUCACAGCCGUACACCACGAAACAGCAUGGCAGGGAGGCGUGGUUUCUGUUAAAGGGACGUUGACAUUUUCGUGAGCUCGUGGGCAUCGGAGCCAAUAGCUGAAAAGUUUACCUGAAAACAGCCAAUCACAGAACGUGAAUUCAGUAUUGAGAAAAGCCGUCCAUUAUGGCUCCCUAGUUGUUUACUGUCUAGUCCACAGACAUCGGUCUAGUUCACUUAAGAACCAAAAUGGCGUGGACGGUUAUCAGUUGCAGUGUGGGUCGAUCCCUUUGAGUCAUUGAUGUUUUAGACAGCCAAUAAAAGCUGGAGUGGAUAUAGUCAACAUCCAAUCAUGUGACAGCACACAGCGGCUUUGUGUUACAGUACAGUUGGGAGCUGCUAUCCACAUAAGCCUCUAUUUUGGAUGCACUUUGACAAAUUUCCGCCGUUCUGUGUCAGUCGUUACAUUCAGCUAGACGAGGCACGCGUUUUUAGUGAUAACCAGUACAUAACCAGCUAGCCAAAAAGUCUGGAACCAAAACGGCUGGAUUGCAUCGUCAAGAUAAUCCAGGAAUUAGUUCAUCUUUUUAAAAUAUUCCUGAUUUCCGGCAAGUGCGUCCAGCCUAACAGCAUCUUUUUGUUUUUUGGCUGAUGACUUGAACCUAAAGUCGUUUGUAGUCAGUCGCUAACGUUAGCCAACUUUUUGUUGUUAUUCCUAAAACUAGUCAGAAAAUACUAUCGAUUUUUUGUUUCGUUUUUAUCAACAGCCAUCUGUAUUUCUUGAAGAGAGAUUCGUCUAACCAGUGAUACUAAGUCACCCAAAUCAAAUGGUUUAAAGGUAUAAUCUUAGCUGUGGGGAAGUGUUAGCGUCUACCGUGGCUAAAAGGCUACCACCAAGCCUUUAAAGCUGUUUUUUUAUUCAUCAUAGGAGAAACCAGUUUCGCUUUCCACGUCUUUUAUCGGGACCUUUUAUUUUAAAAAUCGAUUGAUUGAAAUCCUGCAGAAGCAACUCGAAAACAACAUUUUAGAACAAUAAGUGAGAACAACAGGGAACCCAAGAGUUCAGAAAUAGAAGCGUGACUACAGUAACGGAAUCCCUCGUUGGAUUAUUGUAAUAUUAUUAGUGUUAUUGUUGAAAAUGGCGUCGAUCGAAAUGGUGCAGAUGUUGAUCGAAGCAGCAGAGUACCUCGAUCGCAGGGAACGAGAAGCUGAACACGGCUAUGCCUCCAUGCCACCCUUCAUCAGCAGCAGAGAGAGGGAAAGCUUGAAAAGGAAAAGCAAAAGCAAGAAAAACACAAGUAGCAGGUCUACACACAAUGAAAUGGAAAAGAACCGACGAGCACAUCUACGACUGUGUUUAGAGCGUUUGAAACUGCUCGUUCCCUUGGGACCAGAUGCUAACAGGCACACCACCCUCAGCCUGCUGACCAAGGCCAAAGAUCACAUCAAGAGGUUAGAGGAGGGCGAGAGGAAAGCUCAGCACACCUUGGAGCAGCUUCAGCGGGAGCAGAGACACCUGAGGAGGCGCCUGGAGCAGCUGGGGGUGGAGCGGACCCGCAUGGACAGCACCGGCUCCACUCGGUCCUCCGAUAAGUCCGACUCUGAUCAGGAGGACCUUGACGUGGACGUGGAGGGGACUGACUACCUGCUGGGGGACCUGGAGUGGAGCACCAGCAGUGUGAGCGACUCAGGGGACGAGCGAGGCAGCCUGCGCAGCAGCUGUAGCGAUGAGGGCUACUCCAGCGCCAGCCUGCGGCGCCUGCACGACACUCAGGAGAGGGCCGAGCAGCUGGGCUGCAGCCUUUAAACAGCCCCCCCUACCACCCCUCCAGUUGGUCUCACCACUCCUUCCUGCUCAGACCCCUCCCACCCACCCUGCAAAGACUGACCGAGUCAGUCACCUCCAGCGAGGCUUCCUUACUGUCCACGCUCUGACGUCCUUCAGACUGACACACCUCAGACACGCCCACAUCUAGCCAGUCAUCAGCGGUCAGUCUUAAGGGUGUCGCCUGCUCUGCACCAAUCAAACGAGUGGGAUUUUAAAAGACACUCCAUCCCUACCGGGCCCUUCCGUCCUUUUGUAAUCACAACUUUCAGCCAGAGAAUGUUGCCACACAAUGUCCCACUGCCUCUUUUUCUAUGCCUAAGAGCCAUGGGAAGUACUUAUGAGAUUUAAAUCACACACACACACACACACACACACCUCCAUUUCUACUCGCUGUCCAACGAGACUUCUCAGAGGUGUGACACUGACGUGAUGCGGAGCUUUUUUUCUGCCUCGCUCACCAGUCAAGCGUCAGUGCACGGUAUCUUGCACUUAAAAUUGCUAUUUUAAACAAAACUGUCCCUUUUGUCCAGCCCCCCCCCCCCCCCCCCCCCCCCCCCCCCCCCGUGAAUGAAUGUUUGUGAAACAUGUCAGUCAGCAAGUCAGCAGACCUUGUGGACUCUAAACUAGCCCGUGUGGUGUUACCCGUCGGAGCCGAUAGCCGUACCUUCUCCAGUCCGUUAGCUUUAGCAGUCAGGCUCACCACCACGCUGUAACUACAUGUCCACACCCGUCACUCCUAGGAGGAGGAGAGACAAACGUAAACAAGUGCUGCGUGAGAUUGUGAUGGGAUUUGAGAUGUUGGGGGGACUAGGGCUGAUUAUUUUUAUUUUCUGCCUCUCUCUGACGACGGUGGCGUUUUUACGUCGACCCCUUCCUGCACGUGUGUCUGUGGUGCCUGGGCCUGGUGCUGUUUGCCCCUCCACUGCCCCGCUCAGCAGGUGGAACUGGAAGGGAAAAGCCCGUCGAGAGAUUUGAGCACAUUCCACUGCGUAGAGCAGAAAGGCUGGUGAGACUGAGAACAUUCGUUCUGAGGAGAUGGGUUCGUGCCAGUGAGCUGUAGAGUUAGGGCUGAGGCGUCCGGAAGCAGAAAGACGGGUUUCACGCAUUUAGAGACCCGAUUGUUAGAAAGCACUAAAAUGUUCCCUCCACAGGUUUUCUCCCCUUUGCCUUGCCUUCACCGCUAUUUAUUAUUUCAGCAAAAAAUGUAACUCUUUUAAUGUAAAUAGUUCUCAGAAAGAUCUCUAUGUGUAUCACCAAAUGUAUUUAUUAGAUAUACUAAAUAUAUAGAUGAAUAUUUAAAAUAUAUUUAGUCAUAGCCUUUGUUCUUUGUGAGGUUUAUUGAGAGUUUUUCUCCAUAAUUCGUUUGCACAGCCACGGCAAGCGUGAAGUCGGCACGGUGCUCCUAGAAAUUAAAUGUGUUCAUUGUGGUUGAUUUCAAUCUUUUUGCUGUUGGAAAGCUGUCUCACCCUGUUACUGAAGGAUUGAGGGAGCAGGUGAAUAAAAUAAAUCUGAAUAUGUUAGAAAAAGGUGAGUUAAAAGUGUAAAAGUGAUAGAAGCUUGGUGUCCAUGUUUGGUGACUGUUUGCGCCAUCGCCUGCUCUCGGGAAGCAGGAAAAGCUGAGCUCUGUGAGACGUCAGCAUUCCAAGUCGUUGCACGCAGAGAGAGGCGUACGUCCACCAGCUCUGCGGCGUAGCUGCGUGGUGCCAAAGCAAGCAGCCUGCAGGCACCGCUUGCAGAGCUUGGCAAAAAAAAAAGACACCAACAAAAAAAAAUCAAAUAAUAUAAAACCGGAAAAAUAGUUUUAGAAUUGUUUCGUUUUUCGGUGUGGCAUGCUGCUUAUUUCUGUCCUGUUUUCACACAGAGGAACUGUUUUAGCCACUAUUACAGAAAAAUGCUUUUAAGAUUAGGGGCAGAUGCACCAAAUACGCCAUCUGCUGGUGUGUGUGUGUGUUUCAUCAUUGUCUUCAGAGAGAAGUUUCUGGGGUGGUGCAUGUUGGGUGGCUAAUCAAUUGUAAGGCUUUAUUUCUGUUUCUUGUUCUGAGUAAAACGAAAAGAUCAGUUAUGACCCCGAGCAUUACCGUCCCUUUUGCCCAUUCGUAGAUGGUGUGUGUGUGAGUGUGUGUGUGUGUGUGCGUGUGUGUGUGUGUUUAUUUCCUAUACAUGUGUUUGCCAAGCGCCCGUGUGUGAGCAUGCCUCCCGUGCUGUGGCUGAGCGUGCGCUUGAGACGGGCGACGCUUCGCCCACUGCUCCUCCCCCCUCGCCCGCACCCCCCUGACCCGACGACCUCGGUGCUCUCAGCAUCUGCCCUGAGAAGCAGAUGUGGAAUCUCUCGAAGAACAAAACUACAGUCAGGCCACUUGUUUAAACUACAGUUUCUGCUUCAGGGGUGAACUUGUGGAUAUUUGGGUUUCUCUUAGCGUCUCCCUCCAUAAAAAUGUGGCUGAUAAUGCCUUAAAACAGGAACAAAACGAUGUGUGUGAAAUACUAAAGUGCAUCACAAAGGUCAUUCCUUUUCAUUGUGACCGUCUCAGGCGUUGUGCUUUCAUGCAGUACACACAAAAACACACACACCACAUAGCUCCAUGAACAUCACCUGCCACCUCUCGCUUCAGAAAGCUCCAGUGUCUGUUUUCUGAACGAUGGGAUGUUUUCUGCACUUACUUUCCAAGAGUUGGAGAUUUUGGACUUGGUAUUCUGAAUAAAUCACUUCAGAAAAGGGUAGAAAAACUUUGACAAUGAAUUGUGGAGCAGCAGUUUAUAUUUGCCAGUGAUGAUAAAAGAAUAAACUAUUUGGAAACCCUUGUUUACCUA